This is a messenger RNA of Colletotrichum karsti, 1668 nucleotides long. RefSeq lists its product as uncharacterized. The coding region runs from base 1 to 1668 and encodes 555 amino acids. The record is from RefSeq and is a predicted model, not a curated record. Lineage: Eukaryota; Fungi; Ascomycota; Sordariomycetes; Glomerellales; Glomerellaceae. The transcript has 2 exons.
AUGCGCGCCAAGGAUGACAUUUCCAAAUUGCAUCUGCUAGUCCCAGGAUGUCCCCCUGUAUAUGUUGAGAGUGAAGGUAUGUGGCCGCGCAAGCUGGAGCCAGAUCCGCCCAGGAACGCCGCAUACUAUCAUCGUGCCCUGUACGAAGGCCAGAGCACCACCCACGUCUUUGAAACAAUGCUCCUGGCUGCUCGCGCGACGGAUCGUGCGUUACGUCGACGUACUAGCUUUGACAAUGUGGAUAUUGUCAUUUCACGAGGCCUCCUCAUGUCUCUUCUCAGACGUAUCAAUGGCAAGGAUAAGCACAUGUCCCGUUUCGAUAUCGAGAUGGUACAUAACACGCUGUUCAUGACACGACCACCCCAAGACGGAGUUGUCAGUCGUGAAGGCCACUCGUAUGGACACGCCUUCGAGAAGAACGCCACAAGGCUACCGCCUCAGCUCGAGCACACUGAACAGUGCAUUCGCUAUGUGCGAUACCAGUUCGGCAGUCUGAAUAUCGUCGUGCAGACGGACGUCGAUGCCGCAUGGGGACUAUCUCUGAAAGACAUGCCAACGACCGAGUACAUCAAGUCCAAAACGGAGGCUAGACCAGACCUUGUGGUCGAAAUCGCUCGACAAUUCGGCGGGUCUAUGCCACUGCAGUCUAUGGCGGCGGAAAUCAAAACGGUACAUAUAGACUCCGAGCUCAACCAGGACUCUACUCUAACUCAGAUGUGGUUCGGCCGCACACCGCAUCUCAUUGUUGCCCAACAUCGAGACGGGAUGUUCUAUACGCCAGAACAUUACCACGGAGCACCGCUCUUGUCGGCCUGGGAAGACCAGAACCAGGUAGCGCUGAGGAAGCUGGUGACCUUGUUGGAAUGGCUGAAAAGAGCUGCCCUGGCGAAAGGCCGGAAGUGCGGUGUGAUGAGCAGGGCCAACAGCUCGGCGUACUUCGUAUAUGACACGGUCGGCGACGACAAACCGUUCUCAGAGGAUGUAGUCCAAUACUUCUGGAGCCAAGACAGGAGAACGAAUCAGGAAGCGAAGUACGGCCUUGCGGCGUACGCAAGACACGCCCGCCUUUCUCGCGAGGAAAAGUCUACAUCUGGGGGAAACAAGCAGCCAAUCACUCCAGGCGAAUUCAAGCAGAUGUUCAGUGCUGCUCGCGAGGCUUCGCAGACGGGCCAAGGUCUAGUCAGGUCUCGACGUGGUAAGUCCACGCCUCGGGGGGAGGAUAAGCCAAUCACUCGGGACGAAGCAAAGCAGAUGCUCCGUCAAGCCGGGAGAGAUCUGUCGAAAAGACGCCAAGGACGUCUCUUUGCAAAGAACGGAAGGUGGAAGAAUCCGGGAGGCGGCGAAUGGGGAAAUGCCAGGCAUCUCGAGCGCAUUCGAAAGGCUCCAAAAAGGGAGAUACGGCGUGAGGAGCCGGAUCGCAAGCCCGACACCCUUCCAACCGUUGAAACGCCCGCGAUACCCGACCACGGAGCAUGGGGCCAGACUUUCGUUCAGAAGUUUGAGGAAGACAGGAGCGCUCUUCGCGAACAGGAUCCCAGAAGGCACGCGGCCAAACCCCUCAAGUUCAACCGUCCCAAGAAUCCUGUUGGGAAAACAUCUACCACGGGCUGGGGCCCCGAAAGCGGCGUCAUACCACCUAUCGGUCGCAAAGAGGAGGGCUCCGAGUAA